UAAGGACAAACUCUAUAGAUAUACACGCUAACUGCAGGGGCUUCUCCUGGCAACAGCGGAAAAGAAAAAUUUUGGAAGGACAGCUGGGUUGUAAACUGAACUGUGCAUUCACUACCUGAGGGCUUUCUUCGAUGUUAAGAUAUCUGCGUACUACACAAGCAAAGCCUCGAGGUGCUCUCUGAAUAUAUGCGGUCAUUUCUGUUGCUCGGGAUUGUCUUCUCCACGUGCAUUAGCAUUGCGUGGCUACUGGAACUUCACCUGUGAACACCCCUGUCCCACCCCCAUGGGCUUCUGGCAGGGUGUGGACAGCACGCAUUUUUCUUGCUUACAACCCUUCAAUUGGGACAAGUGGUCCAGUGUUUUUAAUGAAGUGAGGGCCGGCUUCAGGGAACAGCGUCUGUGCAGUAAGAAGGGAUUGAAGAAGGAGCCUUCUGCGGAGGACUUGCGGGACUUACUGAGACAGAGCGCAGUAUCAUGAUGACAGAUUCGUGCUUUAUUUUGUGACCAACUUCCUUGAAGAAUGUGACUCAUACCAAAACAAACACGAGAAGAUACUGGUUGUCAAAUAUACUGAACUGAGCUGCUGGUUUAACGUUCUUUUAAACUCGGUCUGGACUGGAAACACAACUGUGCAGAAAACGACUGGAAUAAAGAAGUAUUUUCUAAAAGCUGAAAGAAAAUGGAUACUUCACACAUUCCGAUCCUUGCACUAAGUCUACAGUGCUUUCUUUCUUCUGUGCUGACCUUACCCCCCGAGUGUACCAUCAUGCUGGAUAUCGAGAGGGAACGGGAGGACUGCGUGAGAACGGUGGAAUCUGAAAAUAUUUCCGCUGUUUAUGGAUGCACAGGAAUGUGGGAUAACAUCACCUGCUGGCCCUCAGCCAAGGUUGGGGAGGUGGUUCUGAGGCAAUGUCCAGCAUACUUCAGCUUUUUCUCAGAUAUGCACGGUAACGUCACGAGGAGCUGCACUAAGCAAGGCUGGGCUGACAUGCAUCCUGUCUCCUAUGCUGUGGCUUGUGGCUACGAUGUCAACACUUCUGCUAUGGAAGAGACCCAGUUCUUUGGGACAGUGAAGAUUGGCUACACUGUUGGACACAGCUUGUCUCUAAUAUCCCUGACUGUAGCCAUAAUCAUUCUAUGUGUAUUCAGGAAAUUGCACUGCACAAGAAACUACAUACACAUACACCUGUUCAUGUCUUUCAUUCUGAGGGCCGUCGCUGUCUUUGUAAAGGAUGUGGUUCUUUUUGAAAGUGGAGAAUCUGAUCACUGCUUUGUUGGUUCAAUUGGCUGCAAAGCUGCCAUUGUCUUCUUCCAGUACUGUGUAAUGGCCAACUUCUUCUGGCUCCUGGUGGAAGGCCUGUACCUCCACACGCUACUGGUGGUCUCGUUCUUCUCUGAGAGGAAGUACUUUUGGUGGUACAUUAUGAUUGGCUGGGGAGGCCCAUCAGUAUUCAUUACAGCUUGGAGCAUCACUAGAGCUUAUUAUAAUGAUAUUGGUUGCUGGGACAUUAUUGAGGCUCCAUACUGGUGGAUCAUAAAAGCACCGAUUUUGGUUUCAAUAUUGGCUAACUCUAUUCUCUUAAUCUGCAUUAUCCGCAUACUGCUUCAAAAGCUACACUCUCCGGAUGUCGGGAGGAGUGAAUCCAACCAGUAUUUAAGGCUGGCAAAAUCCACCUUGCUGCUGAUUCCUCUCUUCGGUGCUCAUUACAUCAUUUUUGCAUUUGUUCCCGACCACUUUAGAGUGGAUGUGAAGCUGAUCUUUGAGCUUAUCCUGGGUUCAUUUCAGGGCUUCGUGGUGGCCAUCCUGUAUUGUUUCCUUAAUGGAGAGGUUCAGGCAGAAAUCAAGAGGAAAUGGAAAAGGUGGCACCUGGAGAGGUUGUUAGGGACUGACACAAAGUAUCACCAUCCUUCCAUGGGAAGCAACGGAACCAACUUUACCACGCAGAUCUCCAUGCUUACAAAAUGCAGCCCAAAGACCAGAAGGGCAUCAAGCCUCCAAGCAGACUCCUCACUGGUGUAACAUGAGCCCAGACUCCAAGCAGACUCCUCACUGGUGUAACAUGAGCCCAUACUCCAAGCAGACUCCUCACUGGUGUAACACCAGCCCAGCCGCCAAGCAGACUCCUCAUUGGUGUAACACCAGCCCAGCCUCCAAGCAGACUCCUCAUUGGUGUAACACCAGCCCAGACUCCAAGCAGACUCCUCAUUGAUGAAACACAAGCCCAGCCUCCAAGCAGACUCCUCAUUGGUGUAACACCAGCCCAGACUCCAAGCAGACUCCUCAUUGGUGUAACACAAGCAACACAAGCCCAGCCUCCAAGCAGACUCCUCACUGGUGUAACACAAGCCCAGACUCCAAGCAGACUCCUCACUGGUGUAACAUGAGCCCAGACUCCAAGCAGACUCCUCAAUGGUGUAACACCAGCCCAGACUCCAAGCAGACUCCUCAUUGGUGUAACAUGAGCCCAGACUCCAAGCAGACUCCUCACUGGUGUAACACCAGCCCAGACUCCAUGCAGACUCCUCACUGGUGUAACACCAGCCCAGACUCCAAGCAGACUCCUCACUGGUGUAACACCAGCCCAGCCUCCAAGCAGACUCCUCACUGGUGUAACACCAGCCCAGCCUCCAAGCAGACUCCUCAUUGGUGUAACACAAGCCCAGCCUCCAAGCAGACUCCUCACUGGUGUAACAUGAGCCCAGACUCCAAGCAGACUCCUCACUGGUGUAACAUGAGCCCAGACUCCAAGCAGACUCCUCACUGGUGUAACACAAGCCCAGACUCCAAGCAGACUCCUCACUGGUGUAACACAAGCCCAGCCUCCAAGCAGACUCCUCACUGGUGUAACACCAGCCCAGACUCCAAGCAGACUCCUCAUUGGUGUAACACAAGCCCAGACUCCAAGCAGACUCCUCACUGGUGUAACAUGAGCUCAGACUCCAAGCAGACUCCUCACUGGUGUAACAUGAGCCCAGACUCCAAGCAGACUCCUCACUGGUGUAACACAAGCCCAGACUCCAAGCAGACUCCUCACUGGUGUAACACAAGCCCAGCCUCCAAGCAGACUCCUCACUGGUGUAACACCAGCCCAGCCUCCAAGCAGACUCCUCAUUGGUGUAACACAAGCCCAGCCUCCAAGCAAACUCCUCACUGGUGUAACACCAGCCCAGACUCCAAGCAGACUCCUCAUUGGUGUAACACAAGCCCAGACUCCAAGCAGACUCCUCACUGGUGUAACAUGAGCCCAGACUCCAAGCAGACUCCUCACUGGUGUAACAUGAGCCCAGACUCCAAGCAGACUCCUCACUGGUGUAACAUGAGCCCAGACUCCAAGCAGAC
Messenger RNA from Acipenser ruthenus (sterlet), 3340 nucleotides. Its product is annotated as vasoactive intestinal polypeptide receptor-like. Gene Ontology annotation, cellular component: plasma membrane. The coding region runs from base 680 to 2020 and encodes 446 amino acids. The transcript has 13 exons. The record is from RefSeq and is a predicted model, not a curated record. Gene Ontology annotation, molecular function: vasoactive intestinal polypeptide receptor activity; peptide hormone binding; G protein-coupled peptide receptor activity. Gene Ontology annotation, biological process: cell surface receptor signaling pathway; adenylate cyclase-modulating G protein-coupled receptor signaling pathway. Lineage: Eukaryota; Metazoa; Chordata; Actinopteri; Acipenseriformes; Acipenseridae.